AUGGGCGAUAUUUUUUUUAAACUUCAAAUUAUAGUAUGUUUGGCGAGUACAGCAUUAUGUCAUGAGUUCCGAUGUGAUUAUGAAUACGAUGCAGACGUGGAUGGCUGGUUGAAAUUUCACAUGAUACCCGCCACUUGGCACGAUGCUCGAUUGAGAUGUCAUUUAGAAGAUCUUCAUUUUAUUAUAACAGGAGUACCUCUGUCAGAAAUUCCAAUCACUUGGGCUAAUGACGAGCCUGAUAAUUUAUUUAACAACGAGAGUUGUUUGUUUUUGAAUCCUGAUAGAAAUGUUGGUGACAUGGACUGUACAGAGACAAGACCAUACGUCUGUUACAAAAACUAUGACGAUGAAGAAUCGAUUGGCGAAUGUGGAAUAAUGGACGAUGAUUACUUCUUCUCCAAUAAAACUGGUAGCUGCUAUAAGUUUCACACUAUUCCACGUUCCUACUCCCGUGCAGUCAUGGCCUGCGCUGCUGAAGGAGGAUACCUAGCCAUCAUCAAUACCAAGACAGAAGCGAAAAUAAUAGCGUCCAGCUUUUCUCAUAGCCUCCCCUCACAGAUGUCAAAGCUGUGUCCUGAGGAUGAGGCUUAUAUGGGAUUUAGUGAUUGGAAUGAACAUGGAGAGUGGUUGACUUUUCAUGGUGAAUCUCUUCAGAAAGCUGGAUACUCGAAAUGGUACUCUGGGGAUCCUAACUAUCAUAGUAUGAAACACUGUGGAGGAGUAGACAGUGCUGGUCUUCUCAUAAGUUUAAACUGUGAUACUCCUCACUAUUUUAUUUGUGAGAAAGAUCCAGAAAGCCUACUUUGUGAUGAAGAAAAA
Messenger RNA from Brenthis ino (lesser marbled fritillary), 819 nucleotides. The record is from the annotation of a GenBank genome assembly. NCBI's taxonomy places the organism in Eukaryota, Metazoa, Arthropoda, Insecta, Lepidoptera, Nymphalidae.